This is a messenger RNA of Helicoverpa armigera (cotton bollworm), 1194 nucleotides long. RefSeq lists its product as uncharacterized. Lineage: Eukaryota; Metazoa; Arthropoda; Insecta; Lepidoptera; Noctuidae. The transcript has 8 exons. The annotation marks the transcript as partial. Gene Ontology annotation, molecular function: odorant binding; olfactory receptor activity. Gene Ontology annotation, biological process: sensory perception of smell; detection of chemical stimulus involved in sensory perception of smell. Gene Ontology annotation, cellular component: plasma membrane. The record is from RefSeq and is a predicted model, not a curated record.
UAUUUAUUUUUCAUCAACUGCUCUAAAGAUUACCAAGAAACAUACUUAUGUGCAAAGACUUCGUUAUUAACAAUAAUAACGGCUUCAUCCUCAGCUGAAUCAAAGAAACUGUUAAAAAAGUUCAAAGUGAUGGUUAGGAUUUUAUUUUUCUGCUUAUUUGUUUUGAUAACACCUCUUCUUCUUAUUGCGAUAUGGAAUUAUCCGUUUGGUAGAAGAGAAACUUUGUCGAAAUCGAUCGAUACUCUGAUGCCUAUGACGAGUCCAUAUUACGAGAUUGGCUUAAUCCUGCAUACUGUAUGCUGUCCUUCCGCUGUCUUCUUGAAUUUUGUCAUAGAUCUCUGGUUCGCAGUAUUAUUAUCAUUUUUCUGUACGGCAAGUGACAGCCUAGUAACGAAGUUAAAGGUUGACCAUGAUGAAGAUGAAACAGAACUGGAAUAUAAGGACAGGCUCAAUAACAAACUCAAGACAUUUUAUGAAGGUCAUGCUACACUUAUGCAGUUUUUGAGCACUUUGUGCAAAAUGUUCAAAUGGCUAACUAUAAUACCGCUAGUGAACGUUUUGAGCUCAUUCUGUCUCACGCUUUUUUCAAUAUCAGAGGAAUUAGACUGGCAGUUUUUGUGUCAUGCGCUGCCAUGUUUGGUUCAAAUUCUUGCUUACAACUGGUUCGGAGAACAAGUGAAAGAUAAGCAAACGAAACUGGCCAUGGCUCUACUGGACUUCGAUUGGAUAAGCAUGCGUAUCGAAGAUAAAAAGAAUUACCUCAUUAUAAUCAGUUAUAUGAACAAGGAGUACAGAAUCAAAACGGCUUUGGGGAUUGAUCUGUCUUUUGUCACGCUGACCUCAGUACUCAAAGCAAGCUAUCAAGUUAACACUAUACUGAGAACAAUGGAGAUUCAAACACAAUGGAUAUUUCUGACCAACGCGGUCGCUCCUGUCUUACAAACAUUUGCCUACAACUGGUUUGGCGAACAAGUAAAAGUUAAGAAAUCACAGCUAGACAUGGCACUUCUCGAAUUCGAUUGGGUGAGCAUGCGUCAGAAAGACAAAAGGAACUACCUGAUAAUCAUCAGCUAUAUGAACAAGGAAUUCGGAAUUAAAACCGCUUUGGGAGAUGACCUGUCUUUAGUGACAAUGACCGCGAUAUUGAAAGCGAGCUACCAGGCAUACACACUGCUAAGGACUACAGAGACUUAA